UCACGAACUGUUGCCAAGUUGUCGGUCAUUUCAAUUCAAACUAUUUUUUGAGCAAACACGCUUUUCAAUCGAGACUAGGCUACAGUGCGGUUUUAUUUCAGCCGCACUUUAAGCUAAAAAACACCGCUGCGUGAAAGUGCAAUCCGCCACUUGAGGCAGUCGAACACUAGUCCCUGGAUAUCUGUUAUAUUUGUGAAUACAAUGCAAUUCAUAAAGCGGGGGCAUGAGUUUAUUUCUUCACAUGUACAAACACAUAAUUUGCGAUCCCGGGUCAAUGGAAAAACGAGGGCAUCGGUCAGCGCGUCCAGUUGCUGCGGCGCGGUGCACAAGACAGGCUGCGCAGAUACGUGCUGAUCCUCUGUGAGCAGAGUCUCGAGCGGCUCCCAGGGUACGGGCGCGAGGACGGGAGAGGAGGCGCCCCAAGCCUGAAGACCGACAACACUGAAAACACGCAGAUAAGCGAGCCACCUCAGCUGCUAAUUACGCGCAAGACGAGAUGGCAAAAGAGACGAAAGGAAAAGCUCCGACCCGCAAGCUCAGCGCCUCCCAGUGGCGGAUGCAGAACAUUGCACUCGAGUCUGUUGACAGCUCCGAUGAGGAAUUCUUUGAUGCCAGAGAGGUGCAGGAGGGGAAGAGCGCUCUCCUCCUGGGAAUGAGUCAGUGGAGUUCCAAUGACCUGGUGGAGCAGAUUCACACCCUGGGCCACAUGGAUCCGUGUCAAGAGAGCCUGCACCACUUCCCACAUGCUCACUGUCUCCCCCAGAGCAGCAUCGAUGAGCUGGAUGACAUGGAGAGGAAAUGCAGAACGCAGGUUCUGAUUCUGGUGGUGCACGGAGGCAGCGUCUUGGAUCCGGCCGGCGGAGACGCCGGGGCCAAGGCCCGAGACGUGGCCACGCUGGUGUCCGUGCUGGAGAAGGUGGCGCGGGCGCAUUUCCAGGCCGCAGCUGAACACGUGCUCAUCAGGCUGGUCCCGUGCCCUGCAGUGUGCGCCCAGGCCUUCUCUCUCCUGUCCCAUCUGAACCCGUACAGUUACGAUGAGACCUGCGUGUCCAGCAGUGUGGACCCACUCCCCCUGGCGGCCCUCCCGCUCCUUGCUAUUGUGGCCCCCCACUACCAGGACGCCGUGGCGACCAUCAUCGCCCGCGCAAACCAGGUCUAUCACAGCUUCCUGCAGUCCCAGGACGGCCAGGGCUUCUCGGGACAGGUAUGCCUGAUUGGAGACUGCGUCGGAGGUGUGCUCUGUUUCGACGCCUUGUGCUUCAGUGGCGCCCAGAAGUUUGGCAGCCCUAGUAACAGCAUCAAAAACAACAGUACAGAGAGUCUGAAGGACGGCCUGGGCCUCCUGCAGGAGUUGAGCCCCAAGCUGAGCUCCAGCAAGCGCCUCAGCAAGAGCAAUAUCGACAUCUCAGUCCCCCGGGACACGGUGACCCCCGGCAGGCAGCCGCUCAACAGGAAACAGAGCGACUCGUACGACGGCGAUUCGGCCCUCUUCAGUCGUCUUCUGCAGGAGAAGGGAGAUCUGCACCCAGGCCAGGACAGCAGCUUGGUGUCUAACCCCGGCCACUUUGACUUUGAGGUGUCUGACUGCUUCCUGCUGGGCUGCCCGGUGGGGCUAGUCCUGGCCAUGAGGAGGACUGUGCUCCCAGCCGUCCAUGCGAUCCAUCUCCGCCCUGCCUGCUCACAGAUCUUCAACCUCUUCUACCCCUCUGACCCGUCUGCCUCCCGUCUGGAACCUCUGCUUCACCCCGCUUUCCACAAGCUGCCCCCCUUCUCUGUGCCACGCUACCAGCGAUACCCCCUGGGAGACAGGUGCUCCUCUCUCAUAGCUGAUUGUAUCCUCAGGCACCUGGAUGUCUUCUUGGAGGGGGGGUCCAGUGCAGGAAGGCCUGGGGAAAGUAGGGAUCUUGAGGAGGGUACCCCACGUCGUGCCAGCCUGGACAGCGGCAAUAGGGACACCUCUGCCAGCUGCACAAGCAGUCUAAGCGGCACCAUUUCCAACAUCUCCAGUAGCUGGUGGGGGUCUAUGCGGCUGGACUAUGCUCUGUACUGUCCAGAUGUCCUGAGCUCCUUCUCCACCAUGGCUCUGCCCAGCCUCUUCCACAGCUCAUACUGGGAAUCCACUGAUGUCGUGGCCUUUAUGCUGAGACGGGUGAUGCAGUGGGACUGCGUGAAGGCCCAGGAGAUGGACAGCUCAGACUCCGCGCCCUGCUCUUCACUCAGCCCGCGGGAGAAGUGGCUCCGGAGACGCACUCACGUCAAGCUACGGAACGUGACGGCCAACCACCGGGUGAACGAUGUCAUCGCAUCGGAGGACGGCCCGCAGAUCCUAGUCGGCCGGUUCAUGUACGGCCCCCUGGACAUGGUGACUUUGACUGGAGAGAAGGUGGACGUGUACCUGAUGACCCAGCCCCAGUCAGGGCGAUGGGUGUACUUUGAUACGGAGGUGACCAGCAGCAGUGGCAGGGUGUCCUACACCGUCCCUCAGAACAGGAGGCUGCCGGUGGGCGUUUACCCCAUCAGAAUGGUGGUCAAGGGUGACCAGUCCAGUGCAGAGGCUUUUGUGACGGUCCUGCCAAAGGGGAUGGAGUGUGUGGUGUUCAGCAUCGACGGAUCCUUCACUGCCAGCGUCUCCAUCAUGGGAACGGACCCCAAGGUCCGCCCAGGAGCCGUGGAUGUGGUCAGGCACUGGCAGGACCUGGGGUACCUGAUCAUCUACAUCACGGGCCGCCCGGACAUGCAGAAGCAGCGCGUGCUCUCCUGGCUCUCCCAGCACAACUUCCCCCACGGCAUGAUCUUCUUCUCCGAGGGGCUGGUGCACGACCCGCUGCGGCAAAAAACGAUCUUCCUGAGGAACCUCAUACAAGAGUGUCACAUCAAGAUUAGCUCGGCCUAUGGCUCCAUGAAGGACAUUUCGGUGUACAGCAUGCUUGGUUUGAGCCCUGUUCAAAUCUACAUUGUGGGGAGGCCAUCCAAAAAGUACCAGAAUCAGUGCCAGUUCCUGAGUGAGGGCUACGCGGCACACCUCUCCUGCAUGCAGUGUCGACACCGGACCAGGUCCAAGAAGAGCUCCUCGGCGCGCAUGGUCCUGCGGAAGGGCACAUUCGGCCUGUCCACCAAGUCAGACUUCCUCUGCAAACGCACCCACCUUCGCAGGACCACGUCUGUGCAGCAGUCCGACCCGCCCUCAACUCCCAACCCCAAACCUGAGCGUGCCCAGAGCCAGCCCGAGUCCGACAAGGACCCUGUGGGCGGAACCGCUGGAGCUGAUGGAGCCUGGAGACGGGGCUUGUGUCAAAGAGACGCAACACCCUGAGGGAGACAGAGAUAUGGGCAUCAGACGAUGGGGAUGGCCGGCGUAUCCUGGGGAACAGGUUGAACGUGAAUUCAGUUGUUCUGUGUGUUUUAUAAUGACUGAAUUCCAUUGCCCACACAAUAAAUGUUAUUUGUUGAAGUUCUGCUUUCAUUGUGUGUCACCCUGAAAGUCAUUGAUGAUUAUAAAGAUUCUAAAAGUACUUCUGGUUUUUGUGCAUCUGUGUGAUUUUCUUUUUGCACUUCAAACUGUCAUGCUGGAUGGUCAUCACAAUAUUCUUAGAUAAAUAUAUCAUUUAUUAUCAGGAGCUAGCUAACUGGCAGCAUGCGUCAGAGUGGUUUGAAACGUGCUAUGACCUAACUUACUAUGGCUUUCACUAGCCUACAGCAGAAUACUGCCUGCCUGGAUAAUUAGCUCGAAAAAUAAAAACAAACAUGACAAAACAAAACGUAAAGAGACAGGUCCAAUACACAUUUACCUGGGGGUGCGUUAAACCAGAAAAUGUCAAACCUGUCAAUAAAAGUAGGCUACAUUGUGAGUUUGUGAUGUUUGUAGACUAAUUUUCAAACAGUGUUGUCAGUUGAUUUUGUCAACAGUGACGCUCUGUCACAUUCCGUGUUUCUCCCUAAUUAGCAUUUUCUGUUUCAUGUCAUGCACUUCUACGUUAUUGUCUGUUCCGUAGUUCUCGCCUCAUUCAUUUAUCUCACCUGUGUUUCGUUGCUGUUGUCACACCCUGUGUGGCAUUCUGUUUUGCGUUGUCGGUUUCAUGUCACGUUUUGUCUGAACUCCCGCUCCGUACCGGCCCCUGCAUUCUUUCAUUUCACCUUUUGUAAUUCCCUUAUCUCCGUUCUCACACCUGAUUGUAAUUUCAGUUUAGUCACUUGUGUGUAUAUAUACUUGUAUGUCCGCACCUUUGCUACUUUGCUAGAUUGUUAUGUGUUACUUGCAUUCUCUCAAGCGUUUUCCUGACUGUCUACUCCGUGUCUCGACCUGCUUCUGGGAAAAGUAGAGUUCUGAUUUCCGAACGCUGAUUCUGUACCUUAAACCUCUUGGAUUGCUAUUCUGUGUACAAAACCCUUUGCCUGUGACCACAACCAUACCAUUGCCAGUCUCCACUGUGAUUGUUUGCCGGCGAUUGAACUCUGUCUGUCUGACUCCGAAAAUAAAACCUCUGUUCUACUUG
Messenger RNA from Conger conger (European conger), 4493 nucleotides. RefSeq names its product membrane-associated phosphatidylinositol transfer protein 3-like. Gene Ontology annotation, molecular function: phosphatidylcholine binding; phosphatidylinositol transfer activity; phosphatidylinositol binding. Gene Ontology annotation, biological process: phospholipid transport. The record is from RefSeq and is a predicted model, not a curated record. Gene Ontology annotation, cellular component: cytoplasm. Bases 497 to 3313 code for a protein of 938 amino acids. Lineage: Eukaryota; Metazoa; Chordata; Actinopteri; Anguilliformes; Congridae. The transcript is spliced from 19 exons.